Molecule: messenger RNA, 2345 nt
Organism: Syzygium oleosum
Lineage: Eukaryota; Viridiplantae; Streptophyta; Magnoliopsida; Myrtales; Myrtaceae
Product: endoglucanase 25
Exons: 6
Coding region: 89-1966 (625 amino acids)
Biological process (GO): carbohydrate metabolic process
Molecular function (GO): hydrolase activity, hydrolyzing O-glycosyl compounds
Source: RefSeq, a predicted model, not a curated record
UCCCUUCCACCACCACCAAGAAGUGCUUUUUGAGAGUGAGAGAGAGUAAAAGGGGGACAAGGGAGCCCAGUUCGUUGCCCGUCGGUGAAUGAGCAUGUACGGACGGGAUCCAUGGGGGGGACCCCUGGAGAUCAACGCCGCCGACUCCGCCACGGAGGACGAGCGCAGCCGCAACCUCAACGACUACGACCGCGCCGCCCUCUCCAACAACAACUCCCGCCCCCUCGACGAGACCCAGCAGAGCUGGCUCCUCGGCCAGGGCGAGCAGAAGAAGAAGAAGAAGUACGUCGACCUCGGCUGCAUCAUCGUCAGCCGCAAGAUCUUCGUCUGGACCGUCGGCACCGUCCUCGUCGCCGGCCUCCUCGCCGGCCUCAUCGCCCUCAUCGUCAAGACCGUCCCCCGCCACCACCGCGCCCACGCUCCCCCCGACAACUACACCCUCGCCCUCCGCAAGGCCCUCAUGUUCUUCAACGCCCAGCGCUCUGGGAAGCUCCCUAGGCAUAACAACGUGUCGUGGAGGGGCAACUCCUGCCUUCAAGAUGGCAAGUCCGAUUCGUCCACGGUGAUGAAGAAUCUGGUGGGAGGGUUCUACGACGCCGGGGACGCCAUCAAGUUCAACUUCCCCGCCUCCUUCGCCAUGACCAUGCUCAGCUGGAGCGUCAUCGAGUACAGCGCCAAGUACGACGCCGCGGGGGAGCUCACCCACGUCAAGGAGAUCAUCAAGUGGGGGAACGAUUACUUCCUCAAGACCUUCAAUUCCUCCGCCGAUCUCAUCGACCGCGUCGCCGCCCAGGUCGGUGUUGGGGAUACUUCCGGAGGAAGCACUACUGCGAACGAUCAUUACUGCUGGAUGCGUCCCGAAGACAUUGAUUAUGCGCGGCCUGUAUCCGAAUGUCACAGCUGCUCAGAUCUUGCUGCCGAGAUGGCCGCUGCUUUAGCUUCUGCGUCGAUUGUUUUCAAAGACAACAAGGCCUACUCUCAGAAACUAGUUCACGGUGCCAAAACGCUCUUCCAUUUUGCGAGGCAACAGCGAGGGAGAUACAGUGCCGGUGGAUCAGAGGCUGCAAUUUUCUAUAACUCCACUAGUUACUGGGAUGAGUUUAUCUGGGGUGGUGCUUGGUUGUACUAUGCAACCGGUAAUUCCUCUUAUUUGCAACUUGCCACCACUCCUGGUCUCGCCAAGCAUGCUGGCGCUUUCUGGGGAGGACCAGAUUAUGGUGUACUUAGCUGGGACAACAAGCUUGCUGGUGCUCAGGUACUCCUAAGCCGUCUGAGGUUGUUCCUCAGCCCUGGGUAUCCAUACGAGGAAAUGCUGAGGACAUUUCACAAUCAGACCAGCAUAAUCAUGUGCUCAUACCUGCCUAUCUUCACAAGCUUCAAUAGAACCAAAGGCGGCUUGAUCCAGUUGAACCAUGGAAGACCCCAGCCUCUUCAAUAUGUUGUCAAUGCAGCCUUCCUAGCCACUGUAUUCAGUGACUACCUUGAUGCUGCAGAUACUCCUGGAUGGUACUGUGGGCCCAAUUUCUAUUCUACUGAUGUCUUGCGUGAUUUUGCCAGGACGCAGAUCGAUUACAUCCUCGGGAAAAACCCUCGGAAAAUGAGUUACAUUGUCGGCUUUGGUGAGCAUUACCCGAGACAUGUGCAUCACAGAGCUGCGUCUAUCCCAAAGAAUAAGGUCAGGUACAACUGCAAAGGAGGAUGGAAAUGGAGGGACACGUCAAAGCCGAACCCAAACACGAUAGUGGGUGCAAUGGUUGCAGGCCCCGAUCGGCAUGACGGCUUCCACGAUGUCCGUACUAACUACAACUACACAGAACCCACUCUCGCAGGGAAUGCAGGAUUGGUUGCAGCGCUUGUGGCCUUAUCAGGUGACGGGAGCGCUAAGAUUGACAAGAACACGAUAUUUUCCGCAGUUCCUCCCAUGUUUCCCACUCCACCACCACCUCCAGCUCCAUGGAAACCAUGAGUUUGGCUGGUGUGGGUUUUUAUGCAGCUGAGUUGGAGUAGAUAUUUCAAAGUUACCACCUGGGAAGAGGAAGAAGGUAAUGCAGGAUGAGGCGGGGAGUGUGCAUGACAAACCAAAGAAGGGAAGGGAAGGGAAGUGAGACUUCUUGACAUUUGCAUUGGCAUAAAAAAAUACUCUGAAGAACAGUUGAACCCGGGACUCUCUUUUUGUUCUUUCAAUCUUUGUGAAAUGCGCGGGGUAUAUAGUGUAUGAAGACAUCAAUCAUGUAUUCUUUGAAACUUGACGGCUUGCACCACAUAUGAUAAAACAGUCAAAUAGGAUUGUGUGCUUCUUUCUUUCUUUGUUUCAACGAUUCCAUUUUAUAAGGUGAAUUCAGCUA